ACGAAGGGAGUUGGUCUUCUUGAUAUCUUGGAUAUCAUGCUUCUUACACCGCUACAACGUGGCGCCUGUAAAGUUUUGUAUAGGAUUCCGAAUACCAAUGAUCAAGUUGAGCGCUCCAGAGAACCCUUCAUUAUUAUUUGCGUCAAACCAGACGUAAUAUAGAGAGACAAGACAAGGUUCUCGUUCUGCUGGGGUAACGGACCAAGACUGGCAGUGAGAAGUUGUCCGACGUCAGAAACUACUCCCCCAAGUGCACAGCGCGACGUAGAGGACACACCAUGAUGGAGAAGCCUCCAUUGCCUAGCGAUGAGGAGGGUACUAGGAUGGGAGAGAGUCGGUCGGAGGCGGAGCUCCUGGUCUUGGGAGUGCAGGAGACCUCCGGGGGCGUGGCGUCGUCUGGGGAUGCAGACGACCGCCCGGCGUGGGACAGCAAGCUGCAAUAUGUACUGGCUCAGGUGGGCUUCAGCGUGGGCUUGGGGAACGUAUGGAGGUUCCCCUACCUCUGCCAUCAGAAUGGAGGAGGCGCGUUCAUGGUGCUCUAUGUCAUGCUGUUGGUGGUGGUGGGGGUUCCCCUGUUCUUCAUGGAGCUGGCUGCGGGCCAGUGCAUCCGUCAGGGCAGCAUCGGUGUGUGGAAGCACAUAUCCCCCAAGCUGGCCGGUAUCGGCUACUCCAGCUGCAUGGUGUGUUUCUUUGUGGCUCUCUACUACAAUGUCAUCAUCGCAUGGAGUCUCUUCUACAUGGGCAACUCCUUCCAGUAUCCUCUACCCUGGGAGCAGUGUCCCAUCAACAUGACCACCAAUAACACUGUAAAGGAAUGCUCAGGUAGCUCCCCAACCUCAUACUUCUGGUUCCGGAAGGCUCUAGACAUCACAGACUCCAUCGAUGAGUCUGGUGAGUUUAACCCCAUCAUGACGGGCUGUCUGCUGGCUGCCUGGGCCAUCGUCUGUCUAGCCAUGAUCAAAGGCAUCAAGUCCUCUGCUAAGGUGAUGUAUUUCUCCUCAGUCUUCCCCUAUGCUGUGCUGUUCAUUUUCCUCGUCAGAGGCUUGAUGCUGGAUGGAGCCAUGGAGGGAAUCGCCUACAUGUUCUACCCUAAAAUAGAAAUUUGGGCUGAGGUGCAGGUGUGGCGGCAGGCAGCCACACAGGUGUUCUUUGCCCUGGGCCUGGGCUACGGCUCUGUGAUUGCCUAUUCUUCCUACAACCCCAUCAACAACAACUGUCACCGUGACGCGCUCAUGGUCUCCUGCAUCAACUUCAUGACCUCAGUGCUUGCAUCACUGGUGGUAUUCAUAGUGCUGGGCUUCAGGGCCAAGAACAUUGUCCUGAACUGCAUCACCCAAAAUCUGGGCCUGUUAAACGACAUGGCCACACAUGGAAGCAACCAUCACUGGUGGCCGUGGUUCAACAUGUCUGAUCCUGCCUCCGUCACCAUACCUGACUACAGAGAGUGGUACCAUCACUACGGCUCCCAGGUGGGGACAAACAUCACCGACUGUGACCUGGAUGAGGAGAUGAGCAAGGGUGUGGAAGGGACGGGCCUGGCGUUCAUUGCCUUCACAGAGGCCAUGGCCCAGUUCCCUGCCAGCCCCUUCUGGUCCACGCUCUUCUUCCUCAUGCUGCUCAACCUGGGCAUGAGCACCAUGUUCGGCACCAUGCAGGGGAUCCUCACCCCCCUCAUGGACAACUUCAGCCUGCUGGGACGCCACCGGACCAUGCUCACUGUGUGCAGCUGUGCUCUGGGCUUUGUGAUCGGACUUUUGUUUACCCAGCGCUCUGGGAAUUACUUUGUGACGAUGUUCGAUGACUACUCUGCCACCCUACCCCUGAUCAUCGUGGUGGUCUUUGAGACAUUCGCUGUGGCCUGGGUGUACGGAGCUGACCGCUUCUUGGAUGACAUUGAGAUCAUGCUGAAAUGGCGCCCCCCGGUGCUGUAUAAGUACCUGUGGAAGUACGUGUGUCUGUUUGCUAUGGUGGGCCUGCUGGCGGCAAGUCUACUGCGAAUGGUCUUCAAACGACCGACCUACACAGCCUGGAACCACACCACGGCAUCGGAGACAACUCUGGAGUACCCAGGCUGGGCCCUGGCCAUGUUGGCCAUGCUGAUCCUGGCUGCCACCCUGCCUGUCCCUGUUGGCUACUUCCACUCCUGGCUGAAGAACCGUGGCAUGGGCCCCGAGGGGGAGCUCGCGGGCCAGGAGAUAGACCGAGAGAGGUACACCAAGUGCAACUCCAGAGACGCCCUGGACUCCAACUCCCAGCAUACCCCUUCGGUGGAGGAUGAUGGCCGACCCAGGGCUAGCUUCCUACCACUAGGCCUCGACCACUACAGACUCCUCCCACAACAGGAAGAUGUGGAGGAGGAGGAAGAGGAUACGAUGUGAGAGAGGGGUUUGAGAAUCGAGGGACGAAGAGAGGAGAGUGGCAGUGGAAAAGAGAGACCCACUUUAGAGAGAGAGAGAGAGAGAGAGAGAGAGAGAGCGUCUCUUGACUGAAAUAGUGGAAAGGACUCCACUUAUAUCCCCAGACUUUUAAUUGAUAAUGAAUCUUAAUAAUGUAUUACAAUGUAUAUGACCGUUUAUCCAUAUUACCAAAGAAACCUAACAUUAGCACAAUGUAAUAACCUGUAUCCUUAGUGCCAACGCACACCUAUCAGUGACCUAUCAUAAGUGACCUAUCAUAAGUGACUUAUCAAACUUGACCUAUCAUAAGUGACCUAUUAUAAGUCACCUAUUAUAAGUCACCUAUCAUAAGUCACCUAUCAUAAGUCACCUAUCAUAAGUCACCUAUUAUAAGUGACCUGGGGUGGCAGGUAGCCUAGUGGUUAGAGUGUUGGGCCAGUAACUGAAAGGUUGAUGGAUUGAAUCCCCGAGCUAAGAAGGUAAAAAUCUGUCAUUCUGCCCCUGAACAAGGCAGUUAACCCACCUUUCCCUGGUAGGCUGUCAUUGUAAAUACGAAUUUGUUCUUAACUGACUCGUCUAGUUAAAUGUACUAUUUAAAAAAACAAUCAUAAGUGGCCUAUUAUAAGUGACCUAUCAUUGUACUGCUAAGUACUGUAAGAAGUGCCUUAUGGUUCAAGUGCUGUAUUAACACACCUUGAACUGUGAUGAGUGUUUCAACUAGCUGCUCACAGGUAAAUGAUAUGUAUGACUUGUAUUCUUGGGUUUCUUGUAGUUUGACUUGAUUCUGCUCCAAAGACACCUUAUGAAGGUGAGGAGUAUUGAGGGAAGCGAAGGACUUUAAAGUCCAGCUUGUAUAUUGCAUAGUAAUACUCUUGUAAGACAAGUAGAGGCUCUGAUCCAGAGAGCCACAAAAUAUAUAUUUGAUAUAUUCUGAUAUGCAGUUUUUUUAUUAGGGUGCUAAACUUAUUAGUUCAGGAAAGUAAGAAGCUGAAUUUGGGGCAAAGAUUGGGGAAGUUGUGCAGUGGUACUCGUUAUGACCAGUGACCGCCCAUAUACAAAGAUCCUGCCAAUGUAACUUCUAAAGGAUGUUUAGAAAAUAACAUGCCUUGUGUCUGAGGUUUUACUAAGUAGUAUGUGAUGGUAGUGAGAAACAGCACAAUCCCCAUAGCUGUGUGUUAGUAGUGUUAUUAGUAGUGCACUGACUGAAAGGGAACUUAACAUUCACAUCAUCUCCUGAUGCUGAUUGUUGCUUCUGACCCAACGUGUCUGUCUGUCAGAGGCCCCAUCAGGGGGCUGGUCACCAGGCAGAACCAAUGAGCUAAAGAGGCCCCAUCAGGGGGCUGGUCACCAGGCAGAACCAGUGAGCUAAAGAGGCCCCAUCAGGGGGCUGGUCACCAGGCAGAACCAGUGAGCUAGAGAGGCCCCAUCAGGGGGCUGGUCACCAGGCAGAACCAGUGAGCUAGGGAGGCCCCAUUAGGGGGCUGGUCACCAGGCAGAACCAGUGAGCUAGGGAGGCCCCAUUAGGGGGCUGGUCACCAGGCAGAACCAGUGAGCUAGGGAGGCCCCAUCAGGGGGCAGGUCACCAGGCAGAACCAGUGAGCUAGGGAGGCCCCAUUAGGGGGCUUUUCACCAGGCAGAACCAGUGAGCUAGAGAGGCCCCAUUAGGAGGCAGGUCACCAGGCAGAACUAGUGAGCUAGAGAGGCCCCAUCAGGGGGCUGGUCACCAGGCAGAACCAGUGAGCUAGAGAGGCCCCAUCAGGGGGCUGGUCACCAGGCAGAACCAGUGAGCUAGAGAGGCCCCAUCAGGGGGCUGGUCACCAGGCAGAACCAGUGAGCUAGAGAGGCCCCAUCAGGGGGCUGGUCACCAGGCAGAACCAGUGAGCUAGAGAGGCCCCAUCAGGGGGCUGGUCACCAGGCAGAACCAGUGAGCUAGAGAGGCCCCAUCAGGGGGCUGGUCACCAGGCAGAACCAGUGAGCUAGAGAGGCCCCAUCAGGGGGCUGGUCACCAGGCAGAACCAGUGAGCUAGAGAGGCCCCAUCAGGGGGCUGGUCACCAGGCAGAACCAGUGAGCUAAAGAGGCCCCAUCAGGGGGCUGGUCACCAGGCAGAACCAGUGAGCUAGAGAGGCCCCAUCAGGGGGCUGGUCACCAGGCAGAACCAGUGAGCUAGAGAGGCCCCAUCAGGGGGCUGGUCACCAGGCAGAACCAGUGAGCUAGAGAGGCCCCAUCAGGGGGCAGGUCACCAGGCAGAACCAGUGAGCUAGAGAGGCCCCAUCAGGGGGCAGGUCACCAGGCAGAACCAAUGAGCUAAAGAGGCCCCAUCAGGGGGCUGGUCACCAGGCAGAACCAGUGAGCUAGAGAGGCCCCAUCAGGGGGCUGGUCACCAGGCAGAACCAGUGAGCUAGGGAGGCCCCAUCAGGGGGCUGGUCACCAGGCAGAACCAGUGAGCUAGAGAGGCCCCAUCAGGGGGCUGGUCACCAGGCAGAACCAGUGAGCUAGAGAGGCCCCAUCAGGGGGCUGGUCACCAGGCAGAACCAGUGAGCUAGAGAGGCCCCAUCAGGGGGCUGGUCACCAGGCAGAACCAGUGAGCUAGGGAGGCCCCAUCAGGGGGCUGGUCACCAGGCAGAACCAGUGAGCUAGGGAGGCCCCAUUAGGGGGCUGGUCACCAGGCAGAACCAGUGAGCUAAGUGUCUAAUAAUAUAUUUUGUACAUAGUGUAUAUCCAGUUCAUAAGAAACACUUACUUGAAGCAGGAAUUGCAUUUUUGACUCUUACUUUCAAUGAGCUGCAACUUUACCUCCCUUAUGAUCUAGAGACCAUGGUGCAAAGUCUCAGUCCUCAAAGCAGACUACUCCUUUAACCUAAUCACACUGCCGUUCUGAUCCUAAUCAUACUGUUCUGGUUCUACUCCUUUAACCUAGUCACACUGUCGUUCUGAUCCUAACCAUACUGUUCUGAUUCUACUCCUUUAACCUCGUCACACCGUCGUUCUGAUCCUAACCAUACUGUUCUGGUUCUACUCCUUUAACCUGGUCACACCAUCGUUCUGAUCCUAACCAUACUCUUCUGGUUCUACUCCUUUAACCUCGUCACACCGUCGUUCUGAUCCUAACCAUACUGUCCUGGUUCUACUCCUUUAACCUCGUCACACCAUCGUUCUGAUCCUAACCAUACUCUUCUGGUUCUACUCCUUUAACCUCGUCACACCGUCGUUCUGAUCCUAACCAUACUGUCCUGGUUCUACUCCUUUAACCUCAUCACUCCGUCGUUCUGAUCCUAACCAUACUGUUCUGGUUCUACUCCUUUAACCUCGUCACACCGUCGUUCUGAUCCUAACCAUACUCUUCUGGUUCUACUCCUUUAACCUCGUCACACUGUCGUUCUGAUCCUAACCAUACUGUUCUGGUUCUACUCCUUUAACCUCGUCACACCGUCGUUCUGAUCCUAACCAUACUGUUCUGGUUCUACUCCUUUAACCUCGUCACUCCAUCGUUCUGAUCCUAACCAUACUGUUCUGGUUCUACCCCUUUAACCUGGUCACACCGUCGUUCUGAUCCUAACCAUACUGUUCUGGUUCUACUCCUUUAACCUCGUCACACCGUCGUUCUGAUCCUAACCAUACUCUUCUGGUUCUACUCCUUUAACCUCGUCACACCAUCGUUCUGAUCCUAACCAUACUGUUCUGGUUCUACUCCUUUAACCUCGUCACACCGUCGUUCUGAUCCUAACCAUACUGUUCUGGUUCUACUCCUUUAACCUCGUCACACUGUCGUUCUGAUCCUAACCAUACUGUCCUUUCCAGGCCAAUUCAGCUCGGCUCGGAUCAACUCCAUAGUGUGAAAAUUGAUUUUUCAUCCUUCCCUUGUUACCAGAGAUUGAUUUGUCGCUGGGAAACUAGGUGUGUGCACACGUCAGCCAAUCAUUAGUUGAUCAUAAGUACCAGGGAGAAACACUAACCUAGCAGGACUGUGGAUGUCGAGGGCCUGAGUUUAUGCACCCUUGAUCAAGACAAUCAAAUGUUACUGUAUUUCUCAGUGUUGAGUUUACCAAGGUCAACUGUUACUGUAUUUCUCAGUGUUGAGUUUAUCCAGGUCAACUGUUACUGUAUUUCUCAGUGUUGAGUUUUCCCAGGUCAACUGGCUAACUCAUUGAUCCUGCCUUGUGAGUUUACCACCCAGCUCUGCCCAUUCAUGUCAUUAGAUAUAAACUGGGAUUUCUGAGUGCUCUGCACAGCUAUAACCAUCAAAGCAAAGCUAGUAGCAGCAAUGGAGACUGCAGAGAGAACAGAAUCCUCCACCGUUACAACUGGGGCGUAGACUUCACAAUGAUUGUCCAAACAUUAUCAUGGCAACACAGCGUGACUUAGGCCUUAUUAGUAACUGUAAUGAAAUAACAAAUGUUCUGAUUUAAUACCAGACAUGCACCCAGCUACAGUCCUCUUCCACUGAUUUUCCAUUGAAAUAGUGUUUGAAAUUAGUAUUUGAAAAAAAUACAAAUUCUAAUUCAUAUGAAAAAGGGAAUCCAAAAGUAGUGACAAUUCCAAAACUUGUUUACGACCCUGUUAUGACAUGGUAAUUACAGCUUAUUUCAUUGGUAGUUAAUAUGGUAUAACAAGGCUAAGCCUAUAGUGUCAAGUGUGGCCGGAAACAUUACUGUACUAGAAGGAUUGGUACACUUGUAGUCCCACAGUCAAACACACUCCAGGUCAGGGAUGGGCAACUCCAGUCCUCCAGGGCCUGAUUGGUGUCACACUUUUCCCCAUCCCCAGCAAACACACCUGACAUCAAAAUCAUGAUCUUCAGUUUAGAACGCAAUUAGUUUAAUCAGCCGUGUUUGCUAGGUGUGGGUGAAAAGUGUGACACCAUCCCUGCUCCAGGGGAAUAGAUUUGCCCAUUCCUGCUCCAAGGGAAUAGAGUUGCCCAGCCCUGCUCCAGGGGAAUAGAGUUGCCCAUCCCUGCUCCAGGGGAAUAGAUUUGCCCAUCCCUUUUCCAGGGGAAUAGAGUUGCCCAGCCCUGCUCCAGGGGAAUAGAGUUGCCCAUCCCUGCUUCAGGGGAAUGGAGUUGCCCAUCCCUGCUCCAGGGGAAUAGAGGUGCCCAUCCCUCCUUCAGGGGAAUGGAGGUGCCCAUCCCUGCUUCAGGGGAAUAGAGUUGCCCAUCCCUUCUCCAGGGGACUGGAGUUGCCCAUUCAUGCUCCAGGGGAAUGGAGUUGCCCAUCCCUGCUUCAGGGGAAUGGAGUUGCCCAUCCCUCCUCCAGGGGAAUGGAGUUGCCCAUCAUUGCUCCAGGGGAAUACAGUUGCCCAUCCCUGCUCCAGGGGAAUACAGUUGCCCAUCCCUGCUCCAGGGGAAUAGAGUUGCCCAUCCCUGCUCCAGGGGAAUGGAGUUGGCCAUCCCUGCUCCAGGGGAAUGGAGUUGCCCAUUCAUGCUCUAGGGGAAUGGAUGACAAAAAGUGAGGGAGACUGAAAGACAGAUACGCAGUCCUGGGUUCAAGGACACGCCCUGAGAUAGAUGAACUGCAGGAUGCUGGGUUGUAGUGAUUAGGGCACAGCGUAGAAAAACGUUUUGCAACUAUGAACAAUUGUUUCUUAUUGUUCAGGUAUCCGUCCCUGUUUCAGUCAGUUUUCUUCUGUUUGGUGCAUAAUAAACACUACCCUGUUGAGACAGUGAGAGGCCACAUUGUCAUCGAGACUCCGCACUCCAGACAAUCAAGGCAGCUUUGUGUUUGUUUUUGUGUGUGAGUUCAUUACAGCACAUUCUUACCAACACCAAAGAGGUUUGCAUGCAGUGUUUUACUGUAUAUUGUGAAAAAGCUUGUGCUAUUAUGCUGCAAUUUCAGCUUAGCUUGAUCCAUGUUGAGGAUGGGUUUGCAUGGACACCACCUUGGCCUUGUUAGCUCCCUAGGAACUGUGAUUAUGUUUGUGUGUAUGCCUCUGACUGAAUCAAUGUCAGUGUAAAACUGAGUGUGUGUUUGUGUCUGUCUGUCUGAAUAUAUAUAUGUAUGAGUUGUUUUGAAAGAUGUCUUACCUCAAGUAUGUAUGUGUUGUUGUCAAAAGAGAGGAUUGUACUGUAUAUACCAAAUAAAGUAUACUUUUGAACAGGUGA
This is a messenger RNA of Salvelinus fontinalis (brook trout), 8491 nucleotides long. It is a transcript of the gene slc6a16a, whose product is annotated as solute carrier family 6 member 16a. Gene Ontology annotation, biological process: sodium ion transmembrane transport. NCBI's taxonomy places the organism in Eukaryota, Metazoa, Chordata, Actinopteri, Salmoniformes, Salmonidae. The record is from RefSeq and is a predicted model, not a curated record. Bases 279 to 2378 code for a protein of 699 amino acids. Gene Ontology annotation, cellular component: membrane. The transcript is spliced from 12 exons.